AAAUAAAAUAGAAAAUCUUUCCUUGUGAAUUUCGAAAUCAAGAAAAAAAAUUCACAAAAAUUUGUAAGUGUGUAUGAGUUGCAAACACAACACACAUGAAUUCAACGAUGAAGGUUGAAAGGUUUCUGUCUCUUCCUGUGUUAGGAGUAUUGUCGGUGAUGCUUUUUCUCUGUUACACAACAAUCUUCAUCUUCCUCGAUGAUUGGGUCGGUUUACGCACUUCCCCUGGCACCUUGAAUUCCUUCUUCUUCACUCUCUUCGCUUCCCUCUCCCUUUUCUCUUUCUUUCUCUGCGUUCUCACUGAUCCUGGCCAUGUCCCUCCUUCCUUUUACCCCGAUGUUGAAUCCACAAAUGCCAAAGAUAAUGCAGAACAGAAGAAAUGUGAUAAGUGCUUUGGUUAUAAGCCUCCCAGGACUCAUCAUUGUAGAGUCUGCAGAAAGUGUGUUCUGAAAAUGGAUCAUCAUUGCUUGUGGAUUAAUAACUGUGUUGGUUAUUGGAAUUAUAAGGCUUUCUUUGAUUUUAUAUUGUAUGCUACCAUAGCAAGUGUUUAUUCUACGGUUCUGUUUAUAAGCUGUGUACUUCAGAAGGAAUGGGGGCAGAUUAAAGAGAAUUCUCUUAAGUUCUUUUAUGUAAUGUAUGGAACAAUGGUGGUGGGUUUGACCCUAACCCUUCUGUCUCUUACUGGAUGGCAUAUCUACCUUAUUCUUCAUAAUAUGACAACCAUAGAGUAUUAUGAAGGAAACCGUGCAAAAUGGCUAGCUGCUAAGUCUGGACAGAGCUACCGGCAUCCAUACAACAAUGGUGCAUACAAAAAUAUCACAUUGAUUUUAGGUCCAACCAUGCUGAAAUGGUUAUGUCCUACAUCAGUGAGCCAUUUGAAGGACGGAGUUAGUUUCCCUACAAUACGCGAUAAUUCAUAACCUUUUGUGUCGGAACAAGUACUGAAUCACCAGCAUGCCAUACCUUUUGGUCUUGAAAUGAGGAAAUGAGAGCUAUUUCAUCUGAAUUUGAUACUCAGACGACUGUUUAACAGGAACGCGUUUGAUCCUAUAAGCAAGCAUUUAUGCAAUGCCUUGAUGACAGUCCUCUCUACCGAAAAUGAUUUGUUGAAAAUAGAAACUUUGUAUGGAGAUGAUGUAAAUUAUCAGGUGACGAUAUUUGUGAUUUUAUUCAUAUCAAUUCAUUUUU
Molecule: messenger RNA, 1188 nt
Organism: Vicia villosa (hairy vetch)
Lineage: Eukaryota; Viridiplantae; Streptophyta; Magnoliopsida; Fabales; Fabaceae
Product: probable protein S-acyltransferase 15
Exons: 7
Coding region: 96-920 (274 amino acids)
Molecular function (GO): palmitoyltransferase activity
Source: RefSeq, a predicted model, not a curated record